AUGGCCACUUUCAACACUCAACUCAACGUCUUGGAACGCGAAACUCUCGCCCUCUUGUCAAGACGCGGAUUGGCCCUCUUGGAUGCCUCACGAGUCUUGCUUCAGGUCGACGCAGUUUGUGAGAUUGCUCAAGAGUGCGAUGUAGACGGGCGAAUCAUGGCGCGGUGCGAGAGACUUCAGUCGUUCUGCACAGACGUGGCCAACGCUGGGCGGGACCGGGAACUGAGCCGCGAAGCGGGAUUGUACUACGCCCGCGGUGUAGAAGCCAGGCUUUGCAAGACGAUUGGACGGAAAGGAUCGGAAGAACAAGUUCUGAUUGGGGAUGCUCAUCAGGCCCAGCUUGCCCGCCAGGAGCGCAAGUCCAAGGUACGCUUUGCGGAGCCUGUUGUGGUAAGUAGUCGAGAUGCAAAUGCCAGCCCCACGGCUGCCGAACUUAGACCGGUUCUGCAUCUCUAG
This is a messenger RNA of Pestalotiopsis fici W106-1, 456 nucleotides long. RefSeq lists its product as uncharacterized. Bases 1 to 456 code for a protein of 151 amino acids. NCBI's taxonomy places the organism in Eukaryota, Fungi, Ascomycota, Sordariomycetes, Amphisphaeriales, Sporocadaceae. The transcript has a single exon. The record is from RefSeq and is a predicted model, not a curated record.